CUGCUUCAUAUGGGUCGAGAUUAUCCACAAGGUUAUGAUUUUUUUCGUUCACGAUUGAAAAAAGCUUUCCAACGGAACAGUGAUAUCAGUGAUCCAGAACAAAUACAGUCUUUGGUCAAACGUGGAGAGUUUGUUGUUAAAGAAAUUGAAGCCCUAUACAUGCUCAAAAAAUACAGAACCUUAAAAAAUAGAUAUUCUACAGAGGAAAAUCCAUCAAAGUCAUAGAACUAUUUGUUUAGUUUUUAUAUAUUAUUAUAAAAUACAAUUUAUUGUGUACAUAG
Messenger RNA from Sipha flava (yellow sugarcane aphid), 281 nucleotides. RefSeq names its product electron transfer flavoprotein regulatory factor 1 (gene osi). Gene Ontology annotation, cellular component: mitochondrion. Gene Ontology annotation, biological process: respiratory electron transport chain. The record is from RefSeq and is a predicted model, not a curated record. Lineage: Eukaryota; Metazoa; Arthropoda; Insecta; Hemiptera; Aphididae.